AUGUCCCGCCAGCUAAAUCAGUUAAUCCUGAAUGUAUUGAAGUCGCAUACGCCCAUGCGUGAUUUAAGGUCGCAAUUGGACACGUUUGGGCGGCGGGAGCUGAGUCGAGCCUCGAAGCUGCGGCUUGCACGCAUUCCCAGUGAGACCAAUGCAUUUGCCGUAACACCGCCCAAAGUACUGCCAAAAGUCUCCGAUGUGAUGGAGACAGAUCCAAAGUGUCGUAAGGUGACGCGCCUGGUCGAAGAUCCUACGAGUGUAGCAGACCGUAUUUCCGAGUCACAAACGGUUGACUCCCUCUCCGAGGCGCAUACGGCGCUGGUAAAAGUUCAAGGACCCUUUUCCGAUCGCCAGCUGCGCUCUAUUGCCGAAGGUCUUGCGUACUUAAAACAGCUUGGCCUUUCCAGCGUGGUCGUACUGGAUCACGAUGGCUGGCAAAGUGUAUCCCAUUUCAACCGCGAAGGUGUGCGUAUUGACGAAGACACCAUGGAACUGCAUCCGUGGCUGGGAAAGCGGCUAGCACACCAGCGAGAUGCUUCUGUGCGACUUGGAUCCAUGGAGACGGGUCAACGCAACAAUAUGGUGAAACAGUUAUGGCGGGUCUCGGGCGUACUGAGCGCUGCAGGUAUGGACCCACGGCCCUACGCAAAUGCAAUCAUGCGCAUCGUCCCCGAAAAUGAGAUGCCAAAACCAAGCUUGGAUCUUACGUGUGGUGCAGACUCGCUCGCAAAGCGUACGCCGCUUGCCAGUGACGAUGCCAUGGACGGUGUAUACCGUUCCCUUGCGCUUGGCCAAACGCCUAUCGUGAUUCCCAUUGCAAUGUACGACGAUCCAGGUGCCGAUCAGAUAACGCAGAACACCAAUGUUGGUGCCGAAGCACUGCGCUAUGUGUGCGUUGAUGCAAACGACAUCAUGGUUGCACUUGCGCGUGAAAUGGCCCAUACAAAGCGCAUCUGUACAGCGUCAGCGCCUGUCGACGAGCACAAGCGCGGUAAAGUCGAAGAAACGCAAUCUAUAAAUCUUUCUCCGCUACGGCUCAUGGUGAUUAACCGCGAAGGCGGCUUGCCUUCGCAUGCACGCGGCGGUAAUCCGCACUUGAUGAUCAAUUUGCAAUCGGAAUUCAAUUCGAUCCGCUCUUCGUUUAUCUGGAGUAAGUCACAUCCAACGGCGUUAUCCAACAUGGAAAUGAUCCGCGACUGCCUCUCGUACAUGUCAAGCGCAUCCAGCGGCGUAAUGGUGACCCACCGCUCGCCCCGCAGCCUGAUUGCAAACUUGAUCACAAAUAAAGCGGCGCAUUCGCCGAGCCUACCGUAUCGGCUUUUGGCGAAUCGCUCCGAUCUGCGACAUACACCGACCAUUAUUCGCAAAGGUCUGCCUGUGCGUGUGAUUAGUGACGUGAAUCAAGUUGACCACGACAAGCUGCUGCUGCUACUCGAGGCGAGCUUUAAGCGCAAACUUAACCACGAAUUGUACUUUGCACGACUUAAAGAGCGCCUUGAUUUUGUCAUUGUCACCGGCGAUUACGACGGCCUCGCAAUUGUAACCAAAGAGUAUGCACCCGGAGACGACCCUGCUACUGAUGAGCCUAUCGCCUAUUUGGACAAGUUUGCCGUGCUUCCGAAACUGCGAGGCAGUGGUGCGGUCGACUUUUUGUGGUCCGCGCUGCGCGACGAAGUGCAUGGCUUAGGUUUGCUAGAUGCUUUGAAUAACAACGGUGGCAGAGGCGGCUACGGCGUCGGGCGUGACUUGGUCUGGAAAAGCCGCAUAGCAAAUCCCGUGAACCGCUGGUACUUUGAACGCAGCAAUGGGUUCAUUCGUCUUCCCCCCUGCUUUGGCAAAGGACCGAGCGAUCCCGUUGGUGACGCAUCAGAAUGGGUCAUGUUUUGGUGUGAUGCCGAACAGCGUCUCGCGCAUUUGGCUGGAGAAACGCUCAUGUCUCCCGGCGCUAUGGAAGAGCUACUAGAAUUAGCGAGCGCCUCACUUAACUUCCCUCCGCCGUCCAAAACUACGCUUCCGAUCGUUGCUCCAGAAGAAGAUGGCCGCUUAGAGCGUUGGACUGCUUGUCUCGCCAAAAUUCCUUCUGCAUGGGCAUAA
This is a messenger RNA of Malassezia vespertilionis, 2091 nucleotides long. It is a transcript of the gene ARG2, whose product is annotated as amino-acid N-acetyltransferase. The transcript has a single exon. NCBI's taxonomy places the organism in Eukaryota, Fungi, Basidiomycota, Malasseziomycetes, Malasseziales, Malasseziaceae. Gene Ontology annotation, biological process: L-arginine biosynthetic process. Gene Ontology annotation, cellular component: mitochondrial matrix. Gene Ontology annotation, molecular function: arginine binding; L-glutamate N-acetyltransferase activity, acting on acetyl-CoA as donor. Bases 1 to 2091 code for a protein of 696 amino acids. The record is from RefSeq and is a predicted model, not a curated record.